Linum tenue is the source of this 2449-nucleotide messenger RNA. The record is from the annotation of a GenBank genome assembly. Lineage: Eukaryota; Viridiplantae; Streptophyta; Magnoliopsida; Malpighiales; Linaceae.
UACAGCCAGUAUAUAAUCCUAUUGGCUCUUCAGGGCUCUUGGCCUCUGGCUGUGAAACAAACUGUGGACUAACAGAUGGAACUCCCAUCACCAAGAAGAAAUCUUAUCUUGUUUGAUUCCACUCCACCCGCCCUAAAUUCAGCAGCAGUCAGAAACAAACAGACAAAGAAAAAGAUAAGAAGGUAGCAGAACCCUGGGAACCAGAUAGCUACCGCCAGAGUUAGAGAGAGAAAGGGGAAGAGGUGGGUAUGGCGGCUUUGAAUGUGGCGUCAUCAUCACCGUCGCCACUCUGCAGCUUCUCUUCCAUGCACAGUCUUAACAACCAUGAACAUUGUAACAUUAACAAUGUUUGUGGUGCACAUUCGGGAGGUGAAUGGGUCUCCAUUAAGAUUACCAAUAGUAAUUGCAAAUUGCUUCCUUUCCCUUGCUCUUCCCAUUCCUCUGUUCCAUCGAUGAAACUCAAGUCGGCCCUCUCGAAUGGCGACCCAUCUCCCAAAACCAGGUGAAUUUCUUGCCCAUUAGCUUCUUAUUCUCUGAUAUUUUGCCCCAAGAAAGAAUUUUCGCGGGCUUUUUUACAUUACCCCGCCAUAAUUAUUCUGUCUAGGACUGAAUUAGGGUGUUGUUGUACUUGGGCCCUGUUUCAAUCGGCGGUCUUUAGAAGCGAUUAGGCCAGUUUCUAAAUCCCAUUUGAUUGUAGAAAAUGAACCUCGAGUCUGAAAGGUGAUUGAUUUAGCCAGAAACGGAUUCAGGUUCAGAACACAAUGUUAAUGGCUGAAUUGGGGUAGACCUAGUUGAAGUUGAUGAAAUGCUGAAUAUGGUUCCAAAGGGUAGAGAAUCCAUGUGCUUGGCUGACACUUUUGGAUGGUUUUACAUCACCAGGCGUUCUUUCUGAUGCGAUAUGCAGGUGGCCAAGGAUGUUCAUGGAUUCAGGACAACUCCAUUCACAUGCAUCAGAAUCCUAAUUCCAGCAGGAACUGCAGAAGGGGUUCAGUGGAUUCAGCUUUCCCAUCUGGAACUGCAGAAGUUGCUUCCGUGGAGAACCUUUUUGAGUACAUAUGCUCAGGUCCUCUUCUAGGCAAGAUAGGUUUAACCGCGGAAACAAUUGCCGAGUCAAUCGACAAGUGGAUACUGUAUGGAUCGCUCUUGUGCCGAUUGUUCCAGCUGAGUGACAUGUACCUCACCGAUCCUCAGAGAAAAAGGUUUUACCAUUACUACAUCCCGGUUUUCAUAUGGUGCGAGAAUCAGAUUUCCAAGCAUGCUUCCCAGUUCAAAGAUGGAGAGGACAUACCUCCACUAGUGAUUGGUUUUAGUGCACCUCAAGGUUGUGGAAAGACUACUCUUGUUUCUGCUCUUGCCCAUCUCUUUGAUGUCACUGGAAGGAAGUCAGCAACAAUAUCAAUAGACGAUUUCUAUUUGACAGCAGAGGAUCAGGGUAAGCUGAGAGAAGCAAAUCCGGGAAAUUCACUUCUAGAGCUACGUGGAAACGCUGGGAGCCAUGAUCUUCCAUUCUCAGUUGAAACACUGACUUCACUUUGCAAAAUGACUAAAGAAGGUAUGAAGAUGAAGCUACCCCGCUAUGAUAAAUCUGCAUACAAUGGAAAAGGCGAUAGAGGCAAUCCUUCUGCUUGGCCAGUGGUCGAAGGGCCAUUAACAGUGAUUCUAUUUGAAGGUUGGAUGCUUGGGUUCAAACCCCUUCCGGUAGAAGCUGUUCGAGCUGUUGAUCCACAGUUGGAGAUAGUGAACAAGAAUCUCGAAGCAUACUACGAUGCAUGGGACAAGUUUGUGGAUGCUUGGGCAGUCAUAAAGAUCCAGGACCCAAGUUGUGUUUAUCAAUGGCGACUGCAGGCAGAGAUUGCUAUGAGGGAAGCAGGAAAACCUGGGAUGACUGAUGAAGAGGUCGAGGAUUUCGUCUCCAGGUACCUGCCGGCAUACAAGGCUUACUUACCAGUACUUUACGCUGAAGGACCAAUGGGGUCGACUCCUGAGAAUCUGCUGGUUAUUGAAAUUGAUGAAGGCAGGAAUCCCAUUCUGGAGAACUAGCUUGUUAAUAGUGUACGAAUGAUGAAAUUAUCCUUUGUUUGAAGCUGAAGAAAAAUUCCGUUGAUCGUAAGAAAGUGGGAAAUGGACUAUUCUUAGGUUCAGUAUGGUUUUGGGCCGCCUCCCCUUGGGCUUCAGAACCGUCCAUGUGGGCUGUCCCAAACUUCUCGGCUUGCUCAAAUUCGAUAUUAGUGCAUUCACUUCACUAGCUUUCUUAUCUCCAAAAUGUAUAAAUAAGAGAUAAAAAAAAUUGUAACCUAUUUAAUCUAUUAUUUUUUAAAUAUAGUUUUGAUAUAAAAUGUAUCGUAUAUGCCAAUAACCAUUUGUAAAAUGAUAAUAAUUUGAACCCUGUAUGUCGCGCCCCGUUCUUGGCUCAUUAUAUCACUUUCUUAUAGUAUGUAUUCAUAUUUCU